This is a messenger RNA of Onthophagus taurus, 1926 nucleotides long. The record is from RefSeq and is a predicted model, not a curated record. NCBI's taxonomy places the organism in Eukaryota, Metazoa, Arthropoda, Insecta, Coleoptera, Scarabaeidae.
GUAGUAAUAAGGUCAAAUUUCGAAGAUUCCUCGUCAAAUCUAGAAGGUACCUAUGUCUUUAAUCUUGACUUAAUUGAGCUGACUGAUUCAACUGCUGAAAAUAUCACAAAGGAUCUUUUGAUAUGCCUAAAUAAAUAUGGCUUUGAUCAAACUUUUCUGGAAGAGCACCUCAUAGCCUUUGCCUGUGAUGGAGCCUCGGUUAUGAUUGGAAAGAAGUCCGGAGUAGCAACGCGGUUGCAAACAAUAUUUCCAAAUUUAUUAGUGUGGCACUGCUCUAAUCACAGAUUAGAGCUUGCUGUCAAUGACUGCGUUAAUGAAGUCAGUGGUAUCAACCAUUUUAAAAUCUUUAUAGAUAAAUUAUAUAGCUUAUACCACCUAUCGCCCAAAAACCAAAAUGAGCUCAAAAAGGCAGCAGCUUCGGUUGAGGCGCAAAUUUUAAGAAUCGGAAGAAUUUUAUCUGUUCGAUGGGUUGCAUCAAGCAAACGUACAAUCAAUGCUGUAUUACAUAACUACCAAGCACUUUGUGAACAUUUUGAGACAGCCUCUAAGGAUUUGACUAGAGAUACAAAAGAAAGGGCCAAAUACAAUGGUUUACUCAACAUUAUGAGUGAUGUACAAUUUAAAAAAAAUCUACAUGUUAUGUCUGACGCUCUUGAUGAAAUGGGAGAUUUGUCAGAAGUAUUGCAGCGUCAAAACAUUACUCUUGUUGAAGCUGAUAAAGCUAUAAGAACUACAAUUCGAAUUUUCGACUCCAUGACUACUCAACCAGGACCCAAACUUGAUAAACUUUUGUGCUCUAUCUCAGAAAAUACAUACAAAGGUAUACAACUUCAUGAGGGUAGAGUUGUACCCAUAAAUACUGCACAGCUGUAUACCAGUUUAGCAAAUAACAUGAGGAAUCGUAUGAUAACAACUUCGUCUUCUCAUGGUUCUCGUUAUGAUGCCAAACGUCAGACAAGUCAGAUUGAAAAUGAAAACACAUACACUAAUUUACUAGCGAGUAUUAGUGUUCUUGAGCCGAAGAAUUGGCCAAAAUCAAAUGAUGGUGAAGUAGAAAUACAAUAUGGUGAUAAAGAAAUUAGACAUCUGUGUACUCAGUUCUAUUUAAAUGAUGUACAAAUAAUUCGUGGCUUUAGGUUCUACAAAAUGAGCGGAGGAAAAGAAGAUAUUCCUGAUGAUUUGAAACCACUUUUAAACGUUAUUGCAUCAAUUCCAAUAUCCACUAGCGAAUGUGAGAGGAAUUUCAGUUCAAUGAAUGAAAUAGUAACACCAUUACGAUCAUCGUUGUCGGUGGAAACAACUACUGCACUGUUAUUCAUAAACUGCGUUGGACCACCACUAACGCAAUUUAACCCUGAAAAAUAUGUGCGAUCGUGGUUAGCAAAAAGUCGACAUUCAGCCGAUGAUGCAGCCAGCCGCAAAAGAGUUUACAAGUUAGACAAAAAAUACGAGCUAUUGUGGAAACUUUUGUAACAAAAUAAAAGUUGCGAGUUUUACUUAUUUUGUUUUUAUUUACCUAAUAAAAAAUUUCGGAAGCGUUCCGGUUCGUGAAAAAGUCCAUUUCGAGCACUGCUUACCAGACAGUAUGAAAAUCUCUAAAAACGAUAAAAUGUCGCUUAGUCAAGUGAUGUAUAACGCGGUCCAUUUAUUAUAAUAUGAUAAAACACAUAGAUAAUGUUAUUUAAAUUUAUUUUUAAGUAUGGAAUUCAACCUUAACUUUGACAACCUGGUGCCUAAUAAGCGAUUCCUUUCCUGAUUAAUUGUUGCGCCAACUUCUGUGAAUAAUCGUUCGUUAGACACUGAAGUUGCUAACAGUAGCAAAUAUUUCAUUGCUCUUUUAUACAAAAAUGGUCGAUUAUUUUAUCAAAUAUCGAAUAAAAUAUCGUUCAUGAUGAACGAUGUAUCGAUGUUUUAUGGACUUCAACA